UGUCUGUAAACUGUAGGCGUGACCCUCCCUGCUCUUCCUGCACCUGUGCGUUCAUGAGCUCCGCCCACGCGUCAGGUGUUUCAAACGAAACUCGGCUGAAGUAAAGAGGAUGUUACUCAUGCCGGCUGGACUGGAUGAAAUACAGCACAAACGCUCAAACUUCAGCUUGUGUCACCAUACAUCGAUACCAGACAACAACAACAAGUGGACGGUUUACAUGCAGUGAUGGAGGUGAAAGGCUGCAGGUCAGAGGUGGAAGUGUUUAGGAGGUCGACGAUUGAGACCGUGUCCAGAAGAGAUUCUGUUUCUGUGAAAUGUUCUCCAGCUUCCCAAAACCUUCAGAUGUCAACACCUCGAUCGAUCCCUCUGACCAUCAGAAACACUCACAGCAUUCCAACUAAAAGGGAGUUUCGAGCUUCAUCUGCACCUCAGAUUCCCAAUCCGUUUCCGGAGCUCUGCAGCCCGACUCACUCCCCGGUGCCGACCGGAUCUCUCGGCAGGAGGGAUCCCCCCUCCAACAGCAGCACACACGUGCUUCGGGUUUUUGGGGACGCCACACACAGUCGGUCGGUUUUGGUGACGUCCGGGACGACGGCGCAUGAUGUCUGUAAUAUGUUAGCGCAGAACGCACACUGUACGGACGAGGAAAGCUGGGCUCUCAUUGAACAUCAUUCUGCUUUAGGCCUGGAGCGCUGUCUGGAAGACCAUGAGCUUGUGGUGAAGGUUCAGUCAUCCUGGCCAGUAGAGAGCGACACAAAGCUGAUCUUCCGCAAAAACUACGCCAAGUACGAGUUUUUCAAAAAACCUGUGUUAUUUUUCCCGGAGCACAUGAUCUCUGACAGCGCUGAUGUCACUAAAGGCAUGACAUCAUCAGAGCUGGUGCAGAAUAUGGUGAAGAGCGGCUCCUGUCCAGAGAUUCAAGGCUUUCUCCAUGUGAGAGAGGGCGGUAAAAAGUCCUGGAAGAAACUCUAUUUUGUUUUACGACGCUCUGGAUUGUACUGCUCUAACAAAGGACAAUCAAAGGAACCUUGGCACCUGCAGUUCGUUGGAGAUCUGGAAGAUCUGAAUGUGUUCACAGUGUUCAAUGGCCGUAAACUUUACGGGGCUCCGGGAGAGCAGGUCUUCUGCAUUAAGUGGGGUGUUUUUGUGUUUCAGAAGAGAGAAGUGUUACGUCACAGUUUACCCACCAGCAGUCACGGGUCACAGCUGUCCGUGGUUCAUCGGGUUCAGCCGUGGUUCCAUGGGGGCGUGUCUCGAACUGAAGCUCAAAGGCUAUUGGAGGAGCAGGGUCAGGUGGACGGGAUGUUUUUGAUUCGUGACAGUCAGCUUCACGCGCAGUGCUUUGUGUUGUCCUUGUGUUAUAAACUGAAGACCAAACACUACCUCAUCAUUCCCUUAGAGCAAGGAGAUAAACAGUACUACACUAUGGACGAUGGUGUCACACUGUUUACAGAUCUGCUGCAGUUGGUGGAGUUUCACCAGAUCAACCGUGGCAUCUUACCUGUGUGUCUCAAACACCCCUGCACUUGCAUUGCACUCUAAACCUUCACCUUUGACCUCUUCCUCAAAACUAGGAUCUAAAUGACCCAGCACCAGUCUACAGACCAUGAAGGUUUUCAUUUUACGACUCGCAGUGGAUGUCAAGACAUUCACCGUUUUCCAUAAUCCAAAAAAAGACUAUAUUUCUAUACAUAGUAAUUCUAUUUAUAUUUGAUAUACCUCUAGCACACUUUAAAGCUCUUUAAUAUUCUAAAAAUACUCUAAUAGUUUAUGGACUAUUUGUUUACAAGCUAUUUGUAUUCAUCAUCCUUCUAUCCGGGAAUGUUUCUAAACCGGAAAGUGCACAAUCAUGUGGGAACUUCCUGCUGUUCCUUUCUUCAACACUGGGCGGCGCACUGGUGCUUGGAAUGCUUUACUGUCCAGGAAUUCUUCAUUUAUGCAAUAGUCAUGCAGGGAUACAUUAAUGCAUAUCUGAAAUUACAGAAGGAGGCGAUUUCAAUGUAGCAGAUUUAUUAUUAUUAUUAUUAAUAAUAAUAAUAAUAAUUUUUUAUUUUUUGUUCAACACUGUCUAAUUUAUGGGUGUUUUUUUCAUAAUACUGAUGUUCAAGGUAAUUGAGACCAGUUUACGUUUGCUUUAUUUUAUAUUUUUAUUUACUUGACUCUAUUUUAUCAUUGUUCAAUACUUGUUCUGGUUAACAGUUGUGCUUGGUUGUGUGUAUGUAGUUUCAUUCUGACCAAAACCUCAAGUUGAAGUUUUUAAGGUGUGUG
Molecule: messenger RNA, 2268 nt
Organism: Sinocyclocheilus anshuiensis
Lineage: Eukaryota; Metazoa; Chordata; Actinopteri; Cypriniformes; Cyprinidae
Product: growth factor receptor-bound protein 7-like
Exons: 12
Coding region: 226-1542 (438 amino acids)
Biological process (GO): signal transduction
Source: RefSeq, a predicted model, not a curated record